Molecule: messenger RNA, 1040 nt
Organism: Octopus sinensis (East Asian common octopus)
Lineage: Eukaryota; Metazoa; Mollusca; Cephalopoda; Octopoda; Octopodidae
Product: innexin-19-like
Exons: 1
Coding region: 54-1040 (328 amino acids)
Source: RefSeq, a predicted model, not a curated record
AUGUUAUUUAUACUGAAAAGUUUUGCUGGGUAAAAAACACAUAUAAUAUUCCCAUGGACCAACAUAUUCCUGAAACCGACGAUUUAAAUUUUAAACCUCAACUUCGCUAUUAUCAAUGGAUGCCUUUCAUUCUGCUUGGAUUGGCUCUUUUCUAUCAAAUCCCAUGCCUAUUUUGGAGAGCAAAUAAUGAGAAAAGCGGACUUAACCUUAACAGCAUGAUCAGAGCGGCAAACAAGUAUAUCGACGCAGGUAACACUGAGGACAAAGAGGAGAUCAUUAAAUUAAUGACGGAGUAUUUUAACCGAUAUUUUGACAUGAGAAGGCGGUGGGAUAAAUCAAACAAGCUAGAUAUUAUAAAAGAAAUUAUGGCAAUUAUAUUUUGUGGCGGUAAAAAAUAUGACCGUUACCUCUGUCGGUUGUAUAUUUUUACAAAAAUUAUGUACUUUGUCAACACAGUUGUUCAGUGCGUUCUUACAGACAUGCUGCUAUCGAGUGGGGAAAUUAGUUUCUAUGGAAUUCAAUUACUCCACAAAUUUAAUUCUGGGAAACCAAAUGCUGAUUCUUACUAUUUUCCAAGAGUCACUUAUUGUGAUUUGCGUGUACGGGAAGUUGGAUAUGAAAUCAAAGGACAUCGUUACACAGUGCAAUGUGUGCUUCCUAUAAAUUUAUUCUCUGAGGCUAUUUUUUGCUUCUACUGGUUCUGGCUGGUCAUGAUAGUCUGCUUCAACGCUUACAGUCUUGUCAAGUGGUGUUGGUACUUGGUGUCUACAAAUAGCAGUGUUCAAUACAUAAGAAAACACAUUCGAGAUGAUCUUUUUGAUGAAGGAGAUUUAUAUUCUAUUCUCAGAGAAUUUGUGGAAAAUGUUUUAAUGAAAGAUGGGGUUUUUGCUUUGAAAAUGAUUUCUAAUAAUUCCACCGAUCUAUGUGUGACUGACUUAGUCAGUGGUCUUUACAAGAACUAUAAGAUUCGCAGGGUUGGUCCUGAACAGGUUCCUGAUGAGGUUCCUGAUGAGGUUCCUUUUGAAGACGAUAUCCUUUAA